This is a messenger RNA of Gryllus bimaculatus (two-spotted cricket), 5617 nucleotides long. The record is from the annotation of a GenBank genome assembly. Lineage: Eukaryota; Metazoa; Arthropoda; Insecta; Orthoptera; Gryllidae.
AUGGUUGCCAAUGGCUGCUCAGAGCGCCCAGGAGGAGAGUCCACAAAGGCUAAUAAAGGUUCUAAACGGGAUGAAACAGUAAGUGGUGCAGCCAUGAGGAGAACUACCAAGAAGGCUGGUCUGUCAUCAGAAGUAAGUGUCCCUUCAGGUUCAACGUUGAGACGCUCUCCUCGAUUUAAUGAAAAGGCAAGACCUUCUGCAGUCAUUAUAGCAGCAAAGAAGAAUGCAAGACUGAGACAGACAAACAAAAAACAGUUAGAUGUAGUUGUCAGGGACAUUUACCAAACAGCUCGAGAGGCAAAGGACAUGAUACGUAAGGAGACCGGAAUUAUUUAUGAUCCACACAUGGUGAAACACCAAUGUUUAUGGGAUCCUAAUUAUCCGGAAUGCCCUGAUAGGUUCUCAAAAGUACUGGAGCGAUGUGAAGCACUUGGACUUCUCUCUCGAUGUACAAAAAUUAAUCCUCGAGAAGCAACAGAAGCGGAGAUUCUCACAAAACACUCACCUCAGCUGCUAGAAAUUUUGAAGGCCACAGAAGGUGUACAUGAUGAAGAUUUUCUUGAGAAGCUUUCAUCAAAAUAUGAUUCAAUCUAUGUUCAUCCUGAUACAUACCAACAAAGUCUCAUUGCAGUAGGUAGUGCAAUAGAGCUUGUAAAUGCUGUUUGUGGGAAAAAAAUCCAAAAUGGCAUGGCUAUUAUUAGGCCUCCUGGACACCAUGCUAUGAAGAAUGAAUUUUGUGGAUACUGCUUUUUUAACAAUGUUGCUUUGGCAGCCAAUCAUGCCUUGGAGCAAGGUGGCAUAUCCAGGAUACUUAUUGUAGACUGGGAUGUACAUCAUGGGCAGGCUACCCAGCAAAUGUUUUAUGAAGACCCAAGAGUUGUAUACUUCUCCAUUCAUCGAUAUGAACACGGGACGUUUUGGCCUAAUUUAUGUGAAUCUGACUAUCAUUAUGUUGGAGAGGGCAGAGGCAAAGGGUACAACUUCAACAUCCCUCUGAAUCAAACUAAAAUGUCUGAUGCAGAUUAUCUGGCAGUCUUCCAACAAGUGCUUUUACCAAUGGCUGUGGAAUUCCAGCCAGAACUUGUGUUAAUAUCAGCUGGGUAUGAUGCUGCCAUUGGAUGUCCUGAGUUUGGCCCUGACCUGGUCAUUGUGUCAGCGGGGUAUGACUCUGCUCUUGGGGAUGAAAAGGGUGAAAUGGAAGUGACUCCCACAUGUUAUGCACAUAUGCUAUCAUCUCUCCUGCAACUUGCCAAUGGAAAAGUUGUGGUGGUUCUUGAAGGUGGCUACUGUUUAAAGUCUCUUGCGGAAGGUGCUGCUUUGACUUUACGUUGUCUUCUAGGGGAUCCCUGUCCAUAUCUUCCUAAGUUACCACCACCAUGUGACAGUAUUCAAGACACUAUUUUGAAUGUUAUAUAUGCUCAUCGAGAGUAUUGGCAGUGCUUCCAGUUUCAAGACACAUACAAUUUGAAGUCUGAGCCUCAAGAUCCUGUUUUAUGUUCUGUAAAAAGUGAUGGUACUGUAGAUGCAGAUGAAACCAAGGAUGAUGAAGAACUAGAUACAGUAGCUAGGCAUUUACCUGUAGUGAAAUACCUAGGCUCUGAAGAAAGACCAGAAUCAUAUUUGACUCGAGAUUGUUAUCCAAUUCAAGACAAAGAGUUUCAAAAAGAACUUGAUGCAAAAUUGAACAUCUUGAUUACAAAUACGAAGCUGACUUUUGCCCCUAAUAAAGUUUGUUUGGUGUAUGAUGAAAGAAUGAUGAAACACAAAAACGCCCCUGAACCAUCACAUCCAGAAAAACCAGAGAGAAUAUCUACCAUUUAUUUCCGACAUGAAGAAUAUGGUUUAUUAGAGCGGUGUCACAGGCUGAAAGUAGUUGACUCAGUGUUGAAUGGAGAGAGUCAAUCAGGUAUUGCUAUUGUAAGACCUCCUGGCCACCAUGCUGAAGAAGAUGAACCUUGUGGUUUUUGUGUCUUCAACACAGUUUCUAUUGCUGCAAAAUAUGCUGUGGAAGUUCAUCGCCUAAAAAGGGUGUUGCUUGUGGAUUGGGAUGUACAUCAUGGCAAUGGUAGUCAGCAUACAUUUGAAUCUGAUCCACGGGUUCUUUACUUGUCCUUACAUCGAUAUGACAACGGAAGCUUUUUUCCUGGCUCACCUGAUGCCAAUUACACUGUUGUGGGUUCUGGUGCAGGUGCAGGAUUUAAUGUCAAUAUUCCUUGGAACAAGCAUGGGAUGACAGAUGCUGAUUAUAUUGCUGCUUUUCAUCGAAUUGUUCUACCCAUUUGCUAUGAGUUUGCUCCUGAACUAGUCUUGAUCUCAGCUGGCUUUGAUGCUGCUGUUGGUGAUCCAUUGGGUGGAUGUAAAGUGACUCCUGAAGCAUAUGGUCAUUUGACACAUUGGUUGUCUGCCUUAGCAAAUGGUCGAGUCAUUCUUUCACUGGAAGGUGGAUACAAUGUUACUUCAAUAUCAUAUGCUAUGACUCUGUGCACCAAAGCUCUUCUUGGAGAUCCACUGCCAAUGUUACAGCCACGUCUAGCUCCAUGUCCUAGUGCUGUAACUACCAUAAAAAAUGUAAUACGGGUCCACAGCAAAUACUGGUCAAGUCUCAAGUUUGACUUAGCCUUGCCAAAGGAGAAUGUUCUUCCAGAUGCAGAGCUUUCUCAGAAGACUGAGCCUUUUGGCAACACCAAUGAUAUGGAGAGCUUCAAAAUAAAGGGAGAAGGAAAUGACUCAAGCUAUGUUAAUGCAAAUGUGAUAACAGAGAUCUCAAACAAUGUCCCUUUUCAGAGUCCCACAGAACUGAAAGGCUCGUAUAUGCUUCCUGCUUCACCCACAAAUGAGGUGAUGCCAAACUCAAUGGCAAAACUCAACUUAGAUGAGAGUUCUAGUCCUGUCAAGUCAGAUGAAGUUUUACAUUCCAGUCAGUGCUUAGUCAGUAUGAAAGAGCAGACAAAGUCCUUAGAGAGUCCAAUGGAAUUAUCUGAGGAUUCCUCCAAUUUUAUGGUUAGCUCUGUAAGUUCACUUGAAGGGGAAAAUCAAGUGUGGUCACAGAUAAGUUCAACAAGUGCCAGUGAAUCUUUAGAAAUGAUUACAGAUAAUGUAAGUAGUUUUGAGUUCACAACUAAAGCAGAAAAUGAAGACAACCCUCUUGGGUCUUCAUUAGUUUCUCUUCCUAUACAAGAAUGCAAAGCAAACAUUCCAAAAGUUUCUGAAACAGACAUCAACUUCCCAACACUAUAUUCCAAUCCAAGAAACAUUGAUGCAAAUUCAAAUCUGCAAAUCAGAACAAAUACUUUCAAAACCUCCCCCAAACUGGUUGCAGAAGGUCAAGUAAACUUAACAAGCCAGGCUGAUGAGUUAAUAAGGAAAGCUGCUGACAGAGAAGAGAAUAGACCAGGCAGCAGUCGCGAACCUGAUGCUGGAGGAAGUAGUGUUGGUGGAAGUGGGGCCAGUGGUAGUCCUGGUCAGCCGCAGAAUCUUGUAGAUUAUUUAUCAGACAACUUGCAGUUGUUACUUACUGGACAGAUGCAUGCUGUGAUUCCUUUGCCUUCCUGCCCUCAUCUUGAUGCUGUCAGGGAGGUCCCUGCUCGAGGAUUAGAUGUGCAGAGUCCUUGUAUGGAGUGUGGCUCCGUCAUUGAAAACUGGGUGUGCCUCGUGUGCUAUACUGUACAUUGUGGACGGUACAUCAAUGGUCACAUGAUUGAACACGGAAUAGAAACUACACAUCCACUCACACUCAGCUUUUCUGAUCUCUCAGUUUGGUGCUACGUAUGUGAAGCCUAUGUGGAUAAUGAGGCUUUCUAUCAAGCAAAGAAUGCUGUUCAUCGUAGUAAAUUUGGAGAAGAUAUGCCAUACGCUUAUGGGGAUUGAAGAAGUGAAGAAAUAGUGAUCACAUAGAGCCAAAAUGAUCUCAGAGGUUCUGUGAAGGAAAUCUCUUCAUUCUAUUUUACUUUCAUUUCCCUUGUUUCUUGCUGUCACUAUCUUGAAGAUUUAUUCUAGUAUAUUUUUUUAAUGUUUUGUGCUAUGAUAACUAGUUCACAAUACUGCCAUUUGUUUUAAAUUAACUGGAACAAUGUCUAAUGAGGUGAAAAGGAAAACAUUACACACUAAGAUGCAGUAACAUACCAGUAACAAACUGUUGCAAACAGUUAAACUCUAAUAGAAAUACUGCGUAGCCUGAGUUUGUGUGUAUAAAACAUUCAUAGAUCAAAAUUUUAUCCCACUACGGAAGAAAUAUUUACCAAUUUUCAUGGUAACAGUAGAGAUGCUCAAUAUCGGUGAAUUUAACAUGUUUAAACAAGUUAUGUAACCUUAAGAGCAUGAAUUGUUUUAUAUUCUAGAUGUAGAUUUCUGAUAUAUGUGACAGUUUGGGUGAGUUUUAAUUGGAGAUGAGGUUAAUUAGUUACAGAAUGCUAUAUUUUGUUUCUUUUUAGUGUGACUUGUUUAAAACCAUGCUAAUUAAACACCAAAACUUAAAAUGUUAUAACCAAUGCAGCUUUAACAAGAUUUUAGUUUUUUUAUAACAUUUUUUAAAAAAAAUGUACUUAAAAUUUGAAGUUUGUCUGCAGAAAAUGUUGUGACUGUGACUUUUAAAGUCUUAAGAAAAUGUUUUUUACAAGUUUUAUAAUUCAGUUCCUUGUUGAAAUAAUUCAAAUUGGAAAGAAAAGAAAAAGCAAUCCUCUACCAGUGUCUGAAAGUUAUCCUAUACCCCCUCCCCUUUGUAUUCACUACCCACGUGAAAUAUACAAUGUUAAAAACAGGAUUAUUCUCCUUACAAUUUGUUCUGGUGAUAGUGUACAAUUCUGUGGCCUUAUGAGUAACAACUCUUGAAGUUUGUGUACCACAAUAGGCUUCACUGAGAAUUUUUAAUAAUUAUGUGCAUAUGGAGGAUUAUUUCUUCACAAAUGCAGACUUUUUAAAUGUUUAUCGCUUCCAAAAGGAGUGAAGCUUUGUAAGGACAUCUUGUGAAGCACUGAAGCCAAGCUGAGUAUUAAGCAGUUUCCUUUAAUACGAGUGAAAUGAAAUUUAAGUGAGGUAAUAUUGCAUGUUCAUGAAGAUUACUCACAUGGAAUAAGAAAAUUGUUUAAUAGUCAGCUCACAGUAAAUUGAAUUCAAUGGCUUUGGUACACUACCAAAGAUAUACCAAGUUUAAGAAAGUCAAGAAGUAAUGUAAAGACGUAAGAAAGUCUUUACUCCCACCUCUGUACAGUCAUUCAUCUCUGUUGGUUACUGUUAAGAUAUUACCCCCUAGUGUUCACAUUCACACCCUCUAAUGAUAUUUAUAAACCAUUAAACCUGCAGCUUUCAGAAUAUAGAUUUCUCAUAUAUUUUUAUAUGUGAUAAAAAAAAUGUACAACUUAUAAAUAAAAGUUUAAUAAAGCAAUAUAUGUACAUAAUUUGACUUUAUUUGAAUAUUCAGGGAUACAUAUUUGGGCUUGAAUUCAGCUAUGAUAAAAAAGAAAUUAGACAAACUGCUAGGACUCACUAGUUAUGUCUUUUAUCAUUUGUGAAUACCAUUCAAUCCCCUCCAAUACUAUAGUUUGAUUAAAAUUAUAAAAAAUUGUAUUUGUUUUAAACAACUGUCUUUGUUACAUAGUACAUUGAUGAAAAAUUCAUGCUU